This is a messenger RNA of Schistocerca piceifrons (Central American locust), 13599 nucleotides long. RefSeq names its product PHD finger protein rhinoceros (gene rno). Gene Ontology annotation, biological process: regulation of transcription by RNA polymerase II. The coding region runs from base 851 to 10615 and encodes 3254 amino acids. Lineage: Eukaryota; Metazoa; Arthropoda; Insecta; Orthoptera; Acrididae. The record is from RefSeq and is a predicted model, not a curated record. The transcript is spliced from 19 exons.
ACCAUGGUAGUGAGAUUUACUUUAAUAUUUUUAGCUCCAAACGGACUCGGAGAUCGAUUGCCACUUAUGGCAGGAAGCUGCAGCAGUUGUAGAAGUUAUAAUUGUUUGGAAAUAUUACUCAUGGUAAGUGAGAGGUGCAUUCCAGCAAGAGGCAUACCUAAUGAGGACAUGUUGGUUAGACUACUGACAAGAGACGGGGCUGAUGUUCUGCAGUUAUUAUAGUCGGAGAAAGUGCGUAGUGUGUAAGAUGUGUUCUGACAUUCAUUGAACGCGAAAUAUAAGUGAGUGAGAAGCUAAAUUUCGUGCGUACAGCUAGCUAUGAGCAUUUUAUUAGUUUAUCUGUGAACCCAAAGAUUAAUGAAAACUUGAGGCGUGCUGCCAUCUGUGUUGUCAAUGUUGUUAGGUUUAACUAGCACCAUGGGUAGACUGACGAACUUUGAUAUUGAAAUAAUAAUCAUUAAAAUGUGUGUUUUAUGAAGUUAUUGUGAUUGCGAGUAUUUAAGUGAUGUGAAGUAAAUUUUAUUUACAACUACAAUGAAAAAAGGAACUGUGUGACGGGUGCAGUGUCAAUGUUUACAUCUAUCCGUGCUAGGUUGCAUCCAUUGAAGACAAUCUGCUCAAAAACCAAUAUGCCAAUUUUAUGUUCUUUUUCUUUUGAAUGAAUUGUGAUUGGACUAGGAAACACUGUGUGACAUGGUUCUGCGUCAGCUACAUCAUGAAUUGAUAGUUUUACGUUUAUAUACAUGAUUUGAUCCAAUCACAAUUGCAUUGCCAGUAAAUUAGGCAGAAAUGUAAUGGUGAUGGCGACACUUCGGUGGAGGUCUUUUUCAUAUUAGUGUACUUAGUCAGAAUGUCACAGCGAGGCAAACGUCAGCCAAACAGAUCUGAUGAUGGUGCGGCGCCAGCGAAACGUCGUAAGGUGCGGACGGCGGCGGAGGAGGAAGAAGCGGCGGCGUUGGCAGGUUGGACGCCACGACCUCUUAAUGACCUCAAGAUCUCGAGCAUCUACAACCGGAGUGCCACCGAAGCACCAGCUGAAUUGUUCCGAAAAGACUUGAUCAGUGCAAUGAAGCUGCCUGACUCGGAACCAUUAUCUCCUGAUGAAUACUGGGUAAUAACAGAUCAGUGGAAGCAAGAAUGGGAGAGAGGUGUACAAGUACCUGUGAACCCAGACUCCCUACCUGAACCUACAGUCUCCAUCAACCGCUGUGCUCCUGUUGUUAAAUCACAUCAUGACUUUAAACUUCCAAAGAAAUACAUCCGUAUCACAAAGGAUGAAUUCCUAUCAAGUGAUGAAUAUUACUUGUCUAACACUCCAACAAAAGCAGAGAAAGCAUGUUCGUAUGAUUUGGAUGACUGUGAUGUCGCAUGGUUACAACUUCUCAAUGGAGAAAGAGCAGCCAUGGGCUUGCAACCAGUAACUGAAGAUCAGUUGGAGCGAGUCAUUGAAGAACUUGAAGUACGCUGCUGGGAAAAGAUACAAACCAUUGUUAAAACUGAGGAGGGCCUUGGUAUAGAAUAUGACGAAAAUGUCAUCUGUGAUGUUUGCAGAUCGCCGGACUCGGAGGAAGGCAACGAGAUGGUGUUCUGCGACAUGUGCAACAUCUGCGUUCACCAAGCGUGCUACGGCAUCACGGCGAUUCCUGCUGGCUCGUGGCUGUGUCGAACUUGUGCCCUGGGACUACGACCAGAGUGUGUACUGUGUCCUAAUAAAGGUGGUGCUAUGAAGUGUACACGUUCCGGUCAGAAGUGGGCACACGUAUCCUGCGCCCUCUGGAUUCCUGAAGUCAGCAUUGGCUGCGUAGAGAAGAUGGAACCAAUCACCAAGAUUUCCAGCAUACCUCAAAGUCGCUGGGCCCUGAUAUGUGUACUGUGUCGAGAGAGAGUUGGUGCUUGCAUACAGUGCUCAAUCAAAACUUGCAAAACAGCCUACCAUGUGACUUGUGCUUUUAAGCACAGUCUGGAGAUGAAGGCAAUUAUUGAGGAUGAGAAUGCAGAUGAUGGUGUGAAGCUCAGGUCUUAUUGCCAGAAACACAGUCUAACAAGCAAGAAGGAAAAGAGUGGCUCUGCUUCUGAGGAUGAAGACUCCAAGAGAAAGAAGAGAAAGGACAUGACAUCUGAAGAAAAGAAUCAAGCACGAGCAGCAAAACUACAAGAAAUUGAAGCUGAAUUUGACAAACAUGUCAGUAUAAAAGACAUUACAUCCCAUAUGGAAGUUGAUGCUGAAGGAAUUCAGUUUAUUUAUAACUACUGGAUCUUAAAGCGAAAGGCUGCAUUCAACAAACCUCUCCUUCCACCUAAGUCUGAAGAUGUUGACAUAUUAUCACGGCAACAGGAGCAGGCAGACUUGGAAAAGAUGAAGAUGUUUGUGCAACUUCGGCAAGAUCUCGAAAGGGUCCGUAAUCUCUGCUACAUGGUAAGUCGACGGGAGAAACUGUCAAGAUCAUUUUUUCGCAUGCGUGAACAGACAUUUCACAAGCAAGUUGCUGUUCUGAGUGAUCCUUCAUGCACUCUGAAGACAAAAGAGAUGGCAGCAGUUCUGGAAGCAAACCAUGCGCCCUCAAUUUAUGACCGUUUGUACUCGCAUCUCCCAUCAUCUGCUACUGUACCAAAUAGAAGCAGCACAUCAGGUGGCUUACAUUUGUCUGAGGGACCAGCAGCUUGUGCUGAUUUUGAAGUUCUUCUGGCAAGAAUUGCAGGCAAUGCAUCACCACCACCACCAGAACGCCCACCAGAUGUUAAUGGUCUACUAGUGAAGAAGACAACACCAACACAGUCUUCUGAAAACCCAUACAAGCGGCUGUACUUCUUUAAUGGUGCCCAGAGGCGACGUGCUGGAAGUGGUCCAUACGGUGCCUCAAGUGGCAGUGAAACAGAAGCGAAGGUGUCAGCAUCUCGGCGGGCGAGUGGUGCCUCCAGUACUGAAGAUGACGACAGGCAACGCCAUAGGAAAGUUCCAGCAGAACGCAAGACUACCAGCAAUCGUACCCGCAAAAGUCUUUCAGUCAGAGAGCGACCGAAGGUUAAAGGCCGCCCCACUUCUAAAGCCUCAGCAGUCACUUCACGUACCGGAACCACACGGGACAGCUCUAGUGAUGAAGAACGGCGACCCGUGCAACCUAGUGAAAGAACACGUGCACGUCAGAGGCGGCACGAAACGGAUACCCCAAAGUCAGCGACACCGUCGGCUUCUGGUUCGGGAUCCGGAGGUUCAGCAUCGGGCUCAGGCUCCGGUUCCAGAUCACCGUCAGCAGGCUCAGGUUCGAGUAGUGACGAAUUGCUUCCAGUGCCUGCCCACUCCCGUGCCCGUGCGCCGGAUAUCUACUCGGAUACAGAUUCGGAUGGAGGUCGGCAACAGGCACACCCCUUGCGCACCAAGGCAGCUGUCAAAGAGUUCUCAUCACAUGCCAAAGCCAGCCGUCCAACACUUGAAAAUGGCACAGAACGUUCAAAGACAGCUACUCCAUCUGUGAACAAAAAAGGGAGCCGUGAGGUAGUUGGUGGAUCUACUUCAGAAGGGACCAUUUCCAAAGGCAAGGAACCUUCCAAAUCUACUACACCAGUAAAGAAGGAAUUUGAUCCUACAGAACUAAUAGUACCUCAAAGGCAAGCAGCCAAGAAAGCAACUGAAAGUAUUCGUUGUUCGCAAGGGAGACCUAAAGAGCAGACUAGUACUGAACAGCAAGACCUUGUUAAGACAUCUCCACCAGUAAUUGAGGAACCCAAGAAUAAACCUAAAACAAAACACAAAGGUAAAGAAAUAAAGGAGUCAAAGUCUGGUAAAGAAGGGAAAACAGGAGAUAUCUAUGAUUUUGAGAAAGAUGUAGGUGAGGCUCAAGAAAUUUUGGCCUAUGUUCCUCAAAGGCAGGCGGCUAAGAAAGCGGCAGCACACAUUAAAAGUGGCAUGACUAAACCAACCACUGAACCUGAAGCAGAUGCUUCAAAGGUGAAGAAGGAGGUUUCAGAUUCAACUAAAGUGAAGAAGGAACAGGAAGGUACAAAAUUCAAGAAGGAUGAAAAUGACAAGCAGAAAAUUGUAAAAAGUGUAGAAAACAAAUUGGUGGAAAGCAAAACUGGGGAAGCAAAACACCUUGAGAGAAGUAAAAGUGUUUCGAAAAGUAGAGAUGCUGUCUCCUCUUCCUCGUCUUCGUCUUCAUCAUCAGAUUCAUCGUGCAGCUCAGAAAGUGAAGAAGACACAGACACAAAACCUAAAGCUCCAUCUAGAAUUGUAAAGAGGGAAAGGAACACUAAAUCUAAUGACAAGAGGAGUUCUUUAGACAGUAUCCCAUCUGUGCAAAAGCAGGGUGAGAGUGGUGUUAAGAAAUCUGCAUCUGUUUCUGAUAAAAAGAAUGUAAGGGAAUCUCUUGAGGACCGGCCCUUUCUCAACAAGGAAGACCAGUCCUCAGAUUCUAUAUCUGGAUCCGGUAGUGGCAGCAGUUCCUCCGGAUCAGCUGACUCAGACAGUGAGGUUGAGACAGAAAAGGCGAAGGACGCAAAGUCUAAUAUCAAGGCCUCACUCAAAGGUGAACAGACUCAAGUCCAUGGCAGUGGAAGAAAUAAUGCAGGCACUGAGCUCACAAUCGGUAGCAGGAAAUUCAAGAAGGCGCCUGACAAGAAGCUUAAAACUUCCGACGGGCGGCCUGAACUUGUAUUUCAGCCGCCGAAUACUGAGACAGAAAAAUCAAGAGCAAAAGGGUCAGAGAUCACAACAGGGACAACCACCACCACCACUACCACCACCAUCACCACCACUACAAGCACCACUGCCACCACAAGCACCACUACCAUCACAAGCACCACCACCACAACCACCUCCAACGCAGCCACCACAACCACCACCACCAUUCCUACUACCACAAGCAGCAGCAGCAGCACCCAGAAAUUUGAAAACAGUAAUAGACUCAGAGAUACUGAUGUCAGGGCAGGAAAUACGCCUGGGAUCUCAUCAGGGUUGGACCAUCCCAUCAAACCAUCCGUUGAAACAAUCUCAUCAAGCGAAGGACCUUGCACCAAGGGUACUUCGCGAGCUUCCGAGUCCACGCCCAUAUCUGCGGCGGUACAGCAGCUCAGUCCUAAAAAGGAACAGUCUAACACGACAACAGAAGCAAGGAAGAGAAAACCAGGAGAUGGGGCUGAAGAUACAGAACUGUACAGUCAAGUUAUCAAUUUGUCCAGCAGCCUUGAAGCACGUUCAGAUGAUACGCUCCAUCAAAAGACCUGCGACGCCUCCACCAAACCUCCGCUCAAGCAAGCUUCGAAAGCAGAAGAAAAACCAUUAGAUACUGAAGUAUCUGAAGAGGGUAAGAAAAAUACCAAAAAGAUUUCCAGUAACGUAAAAAGUACAGAUGACCAGCCAAGCAAGAAAAUUGAACGGGAGUCAUUGGCGAGCAAACUCGAAAGAGAAAUUGCUCAGAGAAAGGCAGAGAGAGAUCCAAUUGGAAGGAAAACAUCAAAAAGUUCUUUAGACAAACUCUUGGAAAAACGGGAUAAAAUUGAAAAACUCUUUGGUUCGAAGGUAGAUGAAGAGUCUGAAAAAGAUACAGAUCAUCCCAUUAAUAAAGAACUUCCGAAAGAACUGCCUGUGAAAAACAAAUCCCCACCAAAAAGUCAAGAGAAGCAUUUACCAAUUAAGGAAGAGAAGUUGGAAACGAAUGUUUCAAAGGAGAAAACUCCCGUCAGAGAAUCUCUAUCAGUGGUCAAAGAAAAGCUUUCUGUAUCACGGGAGACUAAGAAACCGUCACCACGAGAGAUGUCACCUAGAAAUGUAAAUAAAAGUAAGGAAAUCAGUGAUUCAGAGAGCGCAAAGAAAGUUUCAGUUCCUGAUGUUAUUGAAGGAAAAGAGAUAAUAAAUAAAAGCUCUAAAGUGAAUUCUGUCAUUGCAGACAGUAUUGAUAAAAAGCAGAAGAAUGGAGAAAAUGAUUCAGUCAUUAAGAAAGCAGAGAAAGAUCUUUUCACUAAGAAUGGAGAUAAGGAAAUCUUUCCAAAGAAUGAUAACUGCAGUCUGUUAGAGACAGGAGUUACUGAAAUAGGCAUUCCAAGUGUUACAGAAACUGCUGAUGAAGAAAAGGGGAAGAAAAAGUCAAAACAAAUACCCAGAUGUAGGAAGAAAGAAGUGAGUGUUUUGAGUGAUCCUGAUGGCAGUCUGGAAACUAAAAUGAAUGGUCCUAAAGUGGAGCCACUGGAUGCAGCACCUUCGUGUGAAAUAGUACCAGAUGUUAAUGUAACUGAAGUUCAGUGCCUGUCUGAAAUAAAAGAUAUUAAGGGAACACCAGUCACUGUUGAAUCUGUUUCUGAUGUGAUACAUGACAAACCUAAAAAUGAAAGUAAUGUAAUUCAUAAAAAAGAUGUGACGCCAAAAAUUCAAAGUGAAAAGUUAGCAAAAGAAGAGGAAUUGGAUGAAAAACUUAUUUGUAACAAGAAUCAGAACAGUGAUCAUGUGAUAAGAAAUUCAAGUGGUUUUGACUCAUUAGCAACUGUUCAAGCUCCACCUGAAAGGACCUGUAGUUCAGACACAGUUCAAGAUGAUCAAGAAUCAACUGUUGCAAGUGUUCCACCUGUAGAGACACGCAGAAUUUCCUCGAGAACACCAUCUCUAAAUUCUUCUCUUUCCCAGCACCCACAGAGAUCCAUAUUUUCACCCCAACAGCCAUCAAAGGACCCAGGGGUUGCUGAACUGUUUGAUUUUGAGAAUGACAUUUUGGCAGUUGAUGAAACAGCAGAUGAUGGUUUUGGAAUUCCACGUGAUCCAGAUGAGAUGAUGCGGGCUCCAUUAUCUUUCUCUUUUAGUAAUGAAUUUUUGUUCAAGGAAGACUCUAAAGAGGAUAGUGCUCGUGAAACUUUGAACCUUGUGGAAAAAUUGCGUUUGGACUAUGCCAAAAAAUCAACUGCUGGUCAACCAGAAACAGGUUCUGUUGCUGAGUCAACACCUGCACACGUUUCUCGAGAUACUGCGUCACCACGUCCAUUAGCACCACCGCCGCCGCCACCCAUGACACCAGUACCACCACCUCCAACAUCUACUCCAUCUCCACAGCCACAGCAACAGCAACAACCAGCAACAUUACCACCACCUUCAUCACAACCAGUACCGUCUCUACCACCACCUUCACAACCACCGCCAUCAGCUGCACCAGUGCAGCAGCAACAACAACAACAACCGCCUCCACCACCAACACCAGCAGCACCGCCACUACCGCCGCCGCCGCCGCCAUCACCUUUACCACAGCCUCCAUCACUGCCACCACCGCCUCCACCUCCACCACUUACACCUACACCCCACUCAGAUGACUCCUUGAUCUCAGUUGAGAAUACGCAUGGAGUUAAUGUUCAGGAAAUUGAACCAAUAAGUCAAACAUUGCCUCAGCCACAACCUCUCCUUUCUUCACUCCCACCACCACAACCACUUCCUCCUCCACAAACACCGCAAUCCACUUCUGAACUGCAGACAAAUGAUCUCCUCCUCCAGCCACCCACAGAAAACCCUGAUCCUUCUAGAACACAACCACGACCAACUUAUCCUGACAGCUAUGGGUAUGAGUGUCCAGAAGGAGAAACGUCGUUGCCUGGAUGUGAAGGUGCUGGACAUGGAGGACGCGGGGGACCAGGUCCUGGUCAGGCAGAUGAGAGAUGGGUUCCACCCAGUGGGGCUGGCUCCGUGUAUGAGCCUGCACCAUAUGCUGAACUACGGGCACGCUCAAAGUGGUCAGAUUCAGAGAUGAUACCAAACAGGAGAUCAUCAACAUCAUCGCUUACUUCAUCAACGUGCUCAUCACAACGUGAAGACCCGGCAUCAGUCAGUUGUGACAUCCCUGGUGGGGGUGCAGGACGACAUGAUGAACUAUCUGCUCUGAACACUGAUCCUACUGGCAGUGCUUAUGGUCCAUAUCCACCUUGUGCAUUGACGGAUGUACCACCAUUUCGCUACUCAGAAGCUGCACCAUAUGUGGGUCCAGCAUCUGUUGCCCUGUAUCCUACAGCUGCUACUGUACCAUGUGCCUUUUCAUCUCCAGGUCAUGGCACUGGACCAGGACAUGGAGCAGCUGUUUUCCCACCACCGCCACCUCACUCACAUUAUCCCCCAGCUGCUUAUUCAACUCAUCCUCUCCUUCAAACGGUUGCAGGUCCAAAACCACCAGAUGAUGUCCCUCCCAUGGCUCCAUGUGGGGCUGCUUUCACAUCCUCUUCACACAACAUGGCUCUUACUGCAGCCAUGGUUUCACCACCACCACAUACAAGCAGUUACAACGGUACAUACUCUGUGACAUCUCCUGCAGUGAUGCCUGAGGCUCCACUUACCCCAGCAGCAACAUUUGCAUCUCCUGUUGUGCCACCAGCCAUCGCAACAACGGUACCUCCUACUAGCCAGCCGCAGCAGCAGCAGCAACCACCACAGUUACAUGCUCCACCAACACCUGCACCAACACCAACUCCAACGCCUGUUUCUACUCCAGCUCCUGUGCCAACGGCUGUUUCAGAAACAAAGCCUGCUCCUGCAGGAAAGCGAUCCCCUGCAAAACCAACACGGACUUCUGCACGGUUCAUUAGCCAACAGCAACAACAGCAGCAGCAGCAACAACAACAGCAACAAGUGCAGAAAUCACCUGCAGGCAAAUCACCAAGAGAAAGUGGUUCUUCUAGUGCGACUGGACGGCCAGGACGAGGUCGAGGGGAUGGGGGAGGCCGAAGAGGGCGUGGAAACAGCAGAGGGCGAGCUGGGAGUUUCAUUCGUGGAGGACGAGGAUCAAGGGGGCGAGCCCGUUCUCAUCAUCAUUAUCAGGACUCGAGCAUUGCUGCCAGCUGCAACACAAUCCACCAUAAACUGGCCGGCACUGUGUUUGAUCUAGAGUUUGACGAUGAGAGUGGUCCGACAGAGGGUGUGGAAAACCUCCGUGACAUGCGUGAGAGGCGCCGCUCAUCAGACCAUGCUCCUAGUUCGUGUACUACAGGUAGUGGAGUAUCACACCAUGAACGGACUACACCUGCACUUACACCUACACCUGCAGCACCUCCGCCCCCACCACCAGACCGCAAUGUGGUUGCUCCUUUGUUGCCUGGACCUGUAGAUAUGCGUACCUACAGCUCUUCAUACGAAGAUCGGUCAACUUUCCGUGACAAUCUCUUGGGUGCCUUUGCGUCAGAACCAUCUACAGCUGUACCUCAUGUGGCAGCCGAUUUUGAUGAAGAAGUUGAGAACGCAUCAUUUCAUUCAGCACUGUCUGCAAGCCGUACGCCUGCUCCAACACCAAGGCCUUCUGCUGGUACAGUUGCCACUACUGAAUCAGGGAGCACUGGAGAUACAACUGUGGGUGGUGGCAGCGAUACUUCCAGACCAUCUGCGCUCUCUGAUUCACGCAAUCAGCUGAAGGUCAAGAUCAAGGGACCAUUCUUGGACGCAAAUUAUGCAACAUCAACUCCUUUGUCGCGGCCUGCACCAGUGUUGGACUCCUCUGCUUCACUGACUGCUGGUUUGGCUGGUCAGUCUGCUGGUUCUGUACCGCCAGGGUCACAGACUUCUUCAGCUGGAACAUCCAGUUUGCGCCGUAUGCGCAAGAAGGAGCUACUGCGCCAAUAUUGGACCCAAGAGCGCAAUCUGGAUGAACCUGGAGGUGGUGGCCCUGAGCCAGGACCAGAACCUGGUCCUCCUGCCAAUCCACCACAGCGUGCUGUUAUUUCCAUACCAAAAGCUGUUGCAUCCAUGACAUCAAUUCCUACACGUGAAGACUAUAAGGCAGUUGUCGAUGCCGCUGCGAAUAUGGAGCGCAAACGGCGUGGUGGGAAGGGCACGGGAACACCGUUGCAAGGCCCAUACGAUGACAUCAGUAUUGGACCAGGUGCCGACCGUCGCGGUAUAGCCCUUUCUGCUCCUGCCGUUCGACGUCGUGGUCGUCCUCCGAAAGCGCCACCACCUGCGCUUGCUGCAAUAGCCCCUGUUCAGCCUCCCACUCUGCGGAUAAAAAUAGGAUCUGCAGGGAAUGCCGGGGUUGUUUCUGCGGCUACAGCGGCUGGUUCUGACGGUGAGGAGAAACGACUUCGCAUACGCCCACCAAAGAAGAGGUUAGCACCAACUAACAAUGCAGCACCUUCUGUAGAGGAGCUCAAACGAGAAAGCAUGAAGUUCCGACGACGCAUUAUGCAGGACUUCGAUCAAGAAGAGAAGAAGGAAGGCAAGAGGCGACGACAGCAACAGUCACAGCAACCACUUGCCGUUCAUGAGGUCCAUUUGGUGCCUCAAGAAGAUGAGGUAGCACCCAAGAUUGUGAUUCGUAUAAAAAAUCAACGCACGACAGAUGUAACACCAUUGUUACCACAGUUAGAAUCGCGCAAUCCUGGUGAUGUGCCACAGUCAGUACCUGUAGAUCUUACUGAACCUCCAGCAGAUGCAAGUGUCCCUUCUGUAGAGGGAGAUUUGACCAAAACAGUGGAACGAACAGUUCAACCUCCAUCUGCUGCCCCAGCAACAGCCCCCGACCCUCCCGCUCCUCCAGAUGUUCGGACGUCUAAAGUGAGUCCCAUAAGGUUAAAGCUAGCGCGUUGUCAAGAAGGUUAUGUGAUGAAAAGUGCACCAGUGACUUUAACAGAAAAUAGUGAGGGUGGGACUGGCUGUGAAGUAAGGUGAUGAACACUUACACCCGGCCCAGGCAAUGGACCAUGUACGCGGGCACGUGCAUUGGCCACUUUCAGCAUCUGAAGAUUUCCUCCUCCUUUUUUAUUGUUACAAAAGUGUGAGGGAGAAUGGUCAGCUGGUACAUACCAAUAGAUGGAAUACUGAUGUAAGGAUUUAAAGAAAAGUCUUCUACAAAUUCUCUUCUUUGAUAAACUCAUUACUUUAAUCAUUGAGUUGUGCAGCACAACUUUUGUUUCAACUGUGUAUUCCAUUCACACUGUAUUUAUGGAAAUGAAAUUUCAGAUGCUGAAUCUGGUAUGCAGUUUGUUUAUCUUUCAAACAGUUGUGUGCAAGAACAACAUACAUCUGGACUGCACUUUGCCUGUGUGUCGGUGUGUAGAGUUACAUGCGUAGUAUUUAUUGUUAAUGACUUUGUUAAAUAUACUUUUUUUACUUUUUAACGUUGGAUGUGGCAGCAAGGGACAGGUGUGAUAGCUGUGGACCUCUAUCACUUAGUUUGACCCACCGGAGGUGAAAGCUGCCGCGGACUAAAUGGACGGCAUUUUAACAGCUUUCCAGUCCAGUAGUGUUUUGCCAAGUGUUUUAAAUUAAUCUAAAAUCAGAGUUUCCCUUUUGUUUUAUUUCUCAUGUUGUUGGUAUAUAAAAAGAAUGUGUGAUGAGCUAUUUAAACUCUUUUUAGAUUGUCUUGUAUAUUUGCACAGUGUAUAGUCAGCUUUAGUACAGGAAGCAGUUAGUGUACAAAAGUCAAUUACUGAUUUAAGACUUGAUUAAUAUUUUUGUACAUAUAAGUGUUGAAAUGUAUUAUAGCAGUUUAUUUGUAAGUUCAUAUUUUAUUUGAAGUAUAUGGUUUGCAGAAAUUGUUAAAGAAUUAUUUUUUUUAUUUUAUGUACCUUUAAAUUGCUUUUUAUAAAAGUUUACAGUAAACACAUUUUCAAUCACAAGUUUAAUAAGUGAACUGAACAAACUCUCUUUAAAGGGUUGUGACCUGUGCAUUGCCGCCGUAUCGUCAUACUAGAAAAAGAUGUAAGAACAGUGUUGGAACCUAAUUAUUCGUAGGAUGCAAAUGCAUGUAAUGUAGUUUAAAAUGCAUCUCACUUUGCUGAUCUAAAAGUUGCCAUUUUUUUAUCUGAAACUGUGUACCUGUUUCUAGAGUCAAGUGAGAACUUAAGUGUUGUACUCAAUUUUUACAUAAAGAAUGAAAUAGUAGAGGUCUUUAACAGCAAAAGUGCCACGUAUUUGCUGCUAUUAUAUAAAGUGUUUUUAUUCAGGAUUGUUGUAAAAGACAACAUUUUUAGCUCCUGUGAUGGCUUCUAAAAAUAUAUCUUGGCCAAAUGGCUGAGAUUCAGAUUUUAGAAGGUAAAAAGUGUUAACGAGGUCAUGCAGACAUCUUUUGGAUUUGUGUAUGUACCUCAUUCUGCAAUAAUAUAAUAUUUUGUUGUUUUGUGUGUACAAUCAAGGUGCUUAGAAUUCAAAUCUGAUAUCAAAAAGAAUUCAGAGGUAUUUUUAAAAAUUGAUACGUCUCUAAUGAUUCGGGUGCAAUACAUGAUUUUCAUUUGUUAAAACAAAUUAAGUAUUACAGAUGUGAAAGCAUUUUACUAGACCAUACUCUCAAUCUUAAUUGAAAUAGUGCAACCCCAGCAGUAUACUGACUUUUUGUAUUUUAUUUAUAUUUGCGAAUAUGGUGUAAUAUCCAGUCAUUAAUUUAUAACAGUGAGUUUAUAGUAGCAUUAAUCUCUUGAACUCAAAGAAUCACACAGUUGUUACUGGGAGAAACUUUUCCAUUGAAGCACAAGGCACAUAUUUUCUAUUUUAUGACAAAAAUCUACUUCCGUACUCUAUCUCUUUGUGCACUGUAGUAAUAUUAUAUUUUGAGAGUCUGAUACGUGUUUAACAUUUGCAUGAUUUUUAGGCUGUUGAUCUGUUCUUUUGUUCUAAACCAUUGUAAAAGUUAGCCGAUAUUCCUUUUUCCUUCCAAUAUUGUGUAUAGGUUUUGUGAUUGAGAUACAGUGUACAAACCAUAAUUGUUUUGUACAGAGAAUAUUUGUUUUAAUUAUUUUUCUCAUAAUUAUAAAUAAAGGUAUAUGUUGUUGUAAAUAAUGUACAAGUGAUGCUGGUCCUGUAAGAUAUGGUGUUGUAAUGUGCACAUAGUUGCAAUGUGAAAUACAAAUCUUUUUUUAGAAUGAGAAAACGAAUGGUAUGCAUAUUUAAUAUGUUGUCACCACCCUUCUUAAAAUGAACUCAACCUGCCAUCAUUGGUUUUGUGUUUUGCUGUGCAAUAUUACUAAAUAAAAUAUUCUCUGUGCCAGAGAUUAAAAGGCAGUCAUUAAAGGCUGUGCAUUCAGUGAACAAUAGUGAAAGGUAAUAAAGUCUCACUUUCUGAAAGAUAAAUUUAUAUCUCAUCACAUUAAAAUAUAUGUACCUGCCUCAUCAUAAGUAUCAUGUAUGUUUCUUGGUUUUAUUACUUGUCAUCCAUAUUCUGCAGCAUCUCUUAGGUGUACUAUAAGAAACUGACACUCGAGAUUCAUCACAUAUGAAGAACAUUCAUCAGGAUUCAGUUUACCUCAUCAGAAUCACAUUAAUGACUGCUAUAAAUGAAGUGAAUCUGUGAUCUGUAGUAUGUAGGUGUUCACUAGCCUUUUACUAUAGCAUUUAUUAAACAUAGUUAUAUAAAUUUGUACUUUGACAGUGGUGUUGCGCUACCAUUACACUGUAUAAUUCAGAAACUCUUGCAACAGAACACUGAAUAAAUAUCUGAAUUAUAAUGAAACUUCCCUACCUCACAGUUUUUGUUGUUUAUUCGUGAGUUGCUCUCGGAAACAAAUUAGUAGCUAACUUGUUUCUUUGAAGCUUGAAAAUAAGUGAUUUGAGUCUCAUUAUGAUGAUCAUCUAUAUUUUUAUUUGCCCUUUUAAUGAGGGAGGUAUAAUAAUGGAAACUUACUUACCAAUUCUUUUCUCUCUCUCUUUUUUUUACUAUA